CGCUGGCGAAUACCAAGUAAACGACUGAUACUAUUGGGAUCGAGGAGGCCAAAGCGGAGACUUCCAUAUUGUUCAUUGACCGGUAAUGAAGGAUUCCGUCAUCGCCGGCAGCGUCGACAAAACCUCAUCAUCGGCCGGCGUCGACCUCACAAAGCCGCCGUCGUGGAGCUCCGGCGGCUCCGGCAGCCAUGGGCUGGUGAAAAGAGUGACGAAAAUGAGUGCCGUGUUCGUGGGGUUCACCGUCUUGUGGGUAUUUCUGUAUAACUCUGCGUCUCCCUUCGGCUUCCCCGUCAUCUCUCAUUACCUCACCGCCGCCAUGCCCGCCGUCACCAAGGGAGAAUAUGAUCCGAAGCUAGAGAGUGUUCUGAGACGUGCGUCGAUGGGGAACAAGACAGUGAUAAUAACAACACUAAACGAUGCGUGGGCAGAACCAGGAUCGAUAUUUGAUCUGUUUCUGGAGAGCUUUCGAAUUGGGAAGCAGACGAAGAAGCUUGCGAGGCACCUGGUGGUUGUAACCUGGGACCAGAAGGCACAUGAUCGUUGCACUGCCUUGCACCCACAUUGUUAUCGCCUUGAAACUAGCGACAAUUUCACCAAUGAAGCUUUCUUCAUGACCCCAGGUUACCUCCACAUGAUGUGGAAGAGGAUUGAGUUUCUGGGCUCUGUCCUUGAGAUGGGCUACAGCUUUGUCUUCACGGAUACAGAUAUAAUGUGGUUUAGAGACCCAUUUCCUAGAUUUUACAAGGAUGCAGAUUUCCAAAUUGCUUGUGAUUACUUCCAUGGGAACCCACAAGACAUGAGGAACAUGCCAAAUGGAGGAUUCACUUAUGUGAAAUCUAACGACAGAACCAUAUGGUUCUACAAGUUCUGGUACAAUUCAAGGAAACUGUACCCUAAACUUCAUGACCAAGAUGUGCUCAACAGGAUCAAAUGGAACCCCUUCAUCUCCAGCAUGAAGCUUCAGAUCAGGUUCCUGGACACUGCUUAUUUUGGUGGCUUUUGUCAGACUAGUAAGAACCUUGAUCAGGUCUGCACCAUGCAUGCCAAUUGCUGCAUUGGCUUGGAAAACAAGAUCAAUGAUCUUAAGAUCUUGCUUGAGGAUUGGAAGAAAUAUAUGGCUUUGCCUCCUCAAGAUGAUCGUAAUUCAACAACUUCACCUCUUCCUCAUUGGACUGUUCCACAAAGUUGCAGAACAUCAUUUGAACGUGCUAGAAGAAGUAGAGGGAUUACAACUUUGCAUGUAUAAGGUUGGAGAACUUAUUCGUUGGAGUUUCAGAUUUUACAGAAAAUCUCUAAAUUAAUUAUAAGUGAACAACAAUUUGGUCAAGUUCUGGAAAUUGUGUGGCAGGGACACUGAAUUUUGCAAUUGUGAAUUUCUCCCUCCUCUCACUCUACCUUUAUUUUUUCCGUCUAAUUUUUAUACUUGAAACAUUUAGAUUUUUUAAUUAUGUUUUUUUAAUUAAUUCCUCACAUACAGUAAGCCUUACAUCUCUAUUUUAUUUCCUAAUUAUCCAAUUUCAUAACUUCUUGUAAACGAAGUUCGAUGUUGUCGUAAAUGUAGAUUUUUUUUUCUUUUGUCCCAUAUUAUAUUUUGUAUGAUUUCAAUGAAAGAA
Messenger RNA from Neltuma alba, 1613 nucleotides. RefSeq lists its product as uncharacterized. The transcript is spliced from 5 exons. Lineage: Eukaryota; Viridiplantae; Streptophyta; Magnoliopsida; Fabales; Fabaceae. The coding region runs from base 86 to 1246 and encodes 386 amino acids. The record is from RefSeq and is a predicted model, not a curated record.